Hylaeus volcanicus is the source of this 3582-nucleotide messenger RNA. RefSeq lists its product as uncharacterized. The transcript has 19 exons. Lineage: Eukaryota; Metazoa; Arthropoda; Insecta; Hymenoptera; Colletidae. Bases 812 to 3370 code for a protein of 852 amino acids. The record is from RefSeq and is a predicted model, not a curated record.
AGUUUAGCUAAGGUGUAAAACAACUAACGGUUACAUUCAUACAUCAACGUAAUAUCUUUAAUGGAUAUUGCGAAAAAUGGUACACGUAGUAAAAGUUUUUUUUUUUAAAUUGUUUAUCAAUUUCAAAGAGGAUGUCACAAGAGGUGUCGAAGAAACUAAAUUUGCACUCUCUUCCGAAAAUCUUAUUAAUUUGAUACUUUUUUGUUUUUUCAAAAUUUCUUAUAGAAUUGAUUUAAAUUUUGAUCAAUGUAUCAAAGACAAAAGAAAUCCGCAUGUACGAUACCCAUAGGAAGUAUUCAUGACUUUGUUAUUGUUUCUAUAAGUUAUCUUUUAAAUAAAACCAACAUUAAAAGAUUCAAUAGAGUCGAUUAAUUUCUUAGAUUGAAAAAAAAAAAUUAAUUUUUUUAGCCAAGGUUUUUUUUUUGUUUCCAAAAUUAUAAUUAGAAUAUGGUUAUUAACGGGAAUACGGCAAAAAGCGAAACUUGUUUCUUUUUUCUUUUUAAUUGGAAAUACAUGUAUCAUACUUGAUUGUUUUCUUCAGAAAUAAAAGACGAGGUGGUUUUUCGUAAUAAGAUAAUAAUUUAAGGUAUUUCAAAAAUAUUAUUUCGACGAGCGGAAUCCGUAAACCUGCUAUUUCGAGUUGAAUACCAUGAUCAAGGUGUAAUCCAGUUAUUAGAAAAUGAAAGCACUUUAAAUUAGGAUUGCAACAAAUACAUUAGAUAAAAGGCAAUAAAUAUUUGGAAUCAAAGAUUUUUUGUAAAAUUUUAUUUAGAAACAAGUGAAGAAAAAAGAAUAUUAUAAAUAAAUAUUCAUGUCGCGUUGUUACAAAGAACGGUCACCAAGAGAAUUGAAAAUCUCAAAAAGUGAAGAACAAGUCAACGUGAAGAAUUAUACAACAAAUCGAUUAACUCGACCAUGCAUAGUUGAGAAGAUAGAGUGUCUUCAAGAAACGCCUACACAUAUUAAAAAAACUUCAAAAUGUCCUGCUCCUCGUUUGAAAAAACUAGCUUCGAGCAAUAGCUCACACUCGUUUUAUUCCUUGGAGACUGUCAAAUCAUUAGAUAGUUCCUCUGAUAACAUGGGGUUAUCUCCAUGUAUGGGACAACGACCAGAUUCACUAACUAGUAAACUAGAGGAUGCAACUUGUUCUAAAUGUUGCAUUAGUGACACAACAACAGAAGACUCCGUUGUUGAUUGUGUUGUUUCUAAUUCGUUACAUACAUCAAACUGUAUCUCAAUGGCACAAAAGAGCUCACAAAUUUUUCCAACAUCCAACCAAGAAAUCAAAAGUAAUACUUUUUUUGAUAUUUCAGCUUAUAUUAAAAAAAAAAAAUCUCUUUAUGGUUGUCGUAAUCUUGACGAAAACUGUUCGACUCCUCGUUUGGAUGAUUUAGUUAACACGAAAAGUGUGACCGCUUUUAAAGGAAGCACUACCCGUGCAUUACAAAAUCCCAAACAAAACGUAACCGAUUUGUUAAAUGCGUCUGAGUACGAAAGAAACCUAGUUCAAAAAGAUGAAAAAGAAAAAACUACAGCUUAUAUGGUCGAUGAAAAUAUUUUGAUUAACGGAACAAAUGAUAUUUUAGACAAUCCAUUACUAACAAAAUUCACUUCUCAGCAAUCCGAUACUGUGUAUUCUUUUUUACUGGAUUCUCCUAAAACGUCAAGUAUCCUUCGCCUGCCGUCUCAUUAUGGUAGUGAUAAGGAGUCACAACGUCAGCCUGCUAACGUUUCGAGUGAUCAACUUGAACAUAUUAAUAAAAAGACUAUUUAUAUUCUCCAUGAGAGCGUUUGCUACCCUGUUAGCUGGUAUGAUGAUACAUGCCAUAAGGAUAUUAAGGAAAUGAUUUUUUGUACAUGUGAUUCGAUUGUUGAUUCCGCUUUUGUUUUGCGAGAAGUUAUAGUAUCAAAUGGCAUAACAAAGAGCAAAAGUCAAGAUACAUUGGCUGAAUUUAAUGAACUUUUAUUUAAAAAUCCUCAAUUUUAUUUGAGCACCCUGACUUAUACAUUAGGGCGAAUUUACGAAUUUGAAGAUUUCCAUCUUUUAUCUUCCGAAAGUGUCUACAAGCUGGAGCCAUCAAAUAAAACAUUAGAUUCAAACAAAUUAAGAGGAAAUCGGUUAAGACGGCUAAGAGUACGAGUCGACCCUUUUCUUCAUAUUGAAAGUAUUCGAGCCAUUAAUAUUAUGAGAAAAGGAGCUAAUUUAUUAAAGCAUACAAAAGGAGGUUUUCCAUAUUUACGACAAUUUCAAUUAAGUUCGGAUUGUGAGAGAUUACUAUGCUAUGAUUCUAAAGAUAAUCAAACAGUUUCGGUUAUUUUUAUUAGAAACAUUCAAGGAAUUAGGCUUGGAGAGAAUUCCACGUUAUUAAGCGAAUGUCAGCUUCCAGCCUUACGUCAUUUAUCCUUCACGAUAUAUUAUGAUACAAGCGGUUUAUUACCAUCAACAAUUUUUCUUAACUCGUUUCCUGUUGUAACACAAGCACUUUACCAAUCCUUAUACAUAACAUGUAAAGAUGAGACUGAGUUUGAAAAUUGGGUUUGCGGUUUAAAAGCUUUAGUAUUUCAUCACCACCAAUUACCAAUAUCGAAAGAAGAAUUAAUGAAUCAUUCAAGAAAAUUUCUAAAAGAAAUUUAUACACCACAAGAUAGUUGUACUACAGCCGUUCCGUCGCUUGAUAAUGUAGAAAGUUUAACUGGACUUAACGAUUGUCUCGAGCUUCCCUUUCAUUCCUCCUCGGAUUUACAAACAAAGUACUACCGUUUGAGCGACAACUGGCUAAAUUUAUUCGAAGAAAUUGAACAGUUUGAUAAAAGAUUUCCAAAUGAGUAUCCUAAAGAUUUCGAAUCCAUCGAUUUAGAAUUAAAUGAUUUCAAUUUGUUAUGUUUGGGCGAUUUUCAAAAGCAAAAAAUAUUUAACAAGAAUAGUGAAGCAUACACAUCUUUAUUGCGUAUCCCUACUUUGGCAAAUUUAAAACCCUUCCUAUCAAUGUUUUCGCCAAAACAAACUUAUGCAGCAGAUGAUCGUCUUGAAUAUAUGAAAAUGCGAGAGUUGACUUUUUCUUCUAAAAAAAUGCUGAAUGAUUCCGCUCAACGUUUAGGUCUUGAAGGUCUUGAUGUUUGUAAAGAAGGUCAAAAAAACGUAAACUAUUAUGAAGAAAAAAAUUUACACUCUAUAAAUGAGCUCUUGUGGAAAGUGCAGGUGGAUUUGGAAAAUAUUCAUGAUAUGCUUCAAAGAUUAUACCAAAGACGUGAUUUAAAAUAUAAGGUCAACUUCCUUCCUAAAAACUUAAACGUAACUGAGGAAAUUAUAAGUUUUCGUAAAAAGUUUUCCUCUGCAAUAACGUCAAUCAUGCCCUUCUUUUCUUAUUAAAAACAAAUCCUUCAAGUCUGACAGAAAUCACGGCACGAGUACUAGCAAAUAAUGUUUCCUUUUUCUUUUGAUAGUCACUAACAAUAGAAAAACUUGGAAAUAGUAAUAUUUUAAAUAAAAAUCGGUUGUAUUUGUUUUAAGCCAUAAGUGGUAUUGUUAAAUUUAAGAAGCAAUUAAGAUCACAGAAGAAAAUACGUGUACAACACUAACUU